UGGAGGGGGGUGAUUUCGAACAAUGACUAUAGUAAAACAACUGACACUAUUUCCUUAGGUUGGAGGUUUGGCUUCUACAACUUAAUACUAUAGCUGUAUGAAACAGCUGGACAUAAUAGGAAAUGUCCUUUUGAUUUACAAGAAUAAUACAGGAAGAAUACACAUCUUAAAAUAAACUUUCAAUUCAAAGGGCUGGGAGAAAUAUAGAACUUAGAAAUCUAUUGUCAGCAACACUCUUCAACAUAUUUGAACUAUCAUAUUAGAAAGAUCUUGUGUAUAAAUGCAUAACCUUUAACAAUCACAACAUAUUAAUCGUAAAUAGGCAUGAUAUACUAUAAAUGAAUUUUCUUUGCCACAGACUUGAUGAUACUGGUUACAAAAUUAUUCAAUUAAAGAAGAAUUACAUCAGCAAUUAAUUAAAGGAAACUAAAAGUAUGUUGUACAAUAAAUCAAUUAAUUAUCAUCUACUAUAAUUGUAAAUCUUAUUUAUUUUCAUUUAGAACCCUCGGAACGAUGAAUAAAUCAAGAAAAUCAUUCACUUUAUUUAAAUUUCCCGUCGCUAUGGGAGCUUCCAUUCAACUUUAAUCUAUAAUGUCACACUCUCCAUUCCGUUUUGUUUUAUCCAUAGCAUCAGUAUCAGAUCAUGAUAUUCGCUCUAAUUGACAAGUUCUGGAAAAUUUGAAACAAUAUCGACUGGAGACCAUUCUUUUACCUUUGACUUUCCAUUAAGUUACAAACCAACCUAAAACGUAGCAUGUUCAUUGAAAGCGAAGAUUAGUGUCGGAGACGAAGGAAUCUCUGCGUAGAUGCCAAGUAUCGUAGAAAAUAUCUGCCGUUGUUAUUUCGACAUGGUAAUUCCGACUUUAGAGAAGCAUCCUGAUUACAAUCAUAACAUACUUAUUUUGUUAACAAAUAACUUGGCAUGGAAUAAAAAUUUACAGAAGGCUAUUUUUAACUUUGAAUGAUAGGAGAUUAACAGUUGUAAUUUAUUUCAUAAAAAUGCAUAUAUUUAUGAAUACAUGUAUUUAUUCUUUACAUUGACGUGUGAACCUAAACAUUAUCAUUUUUUUUCAGCCAAUUACUUGAAUAACAGAAACGCACAAGUUAGUAUUUUAUUAAGAGCAUUGUGUAUAUUGUAAACGUAAACCAAAUAGAUGGCGUGACGUCAAAAUAAUUAGAUUUUGGAUUUUAAUACAGAUGAGUUCUACAUCAUGUCAGCCUCCAGUAAAUACGAUUUCUCUAACUUCAAAUGUGCAUCAAAGCUUAAUUAUGCAGCUUAUUUUCAAAACAGCAUGACUACAUGCGAUAAUUUAAAUUACUUUCUUAAUAUAAAUAAAAUAUGUGUUUGACUUUCCUUCCCAUUAAAGUCCAAUUAUAGGUAAAUUAAUGGCCACCUGUUAUUCCGAUAAUUUAUCCUUAAUUGUUAUUGGUGCUAAUUAGAACAAGUACUUUAAUCAAUAGAUUCAAUUGAUUAGUCUGUAAGAUUAAUUACAAUCACAAAUCUUUUUGUUGUAAAAAAUAUACUUUUUGGAUAAGUAGUAUACUUAAUUAAUAAAUAAACAACAUUUGUUCAAAUUUUGUGAAAAAGCCUUGCAUCCCCCCCCCCCCCUUAAAAAAUAAAGACGAUAUUUGACUUUUAGCUUCAAUUAAGAAAUAUCUCAUUCAAAAAUAUACACAUAAGUAUAUAAAUGAAUAUGGAUUAAACAGCACCUAAAAAUAGCCUAGAGAUCAAGAUAUAAAUAAUUAUAAUACUAAUGGUGUAUACUUUUCAAAGUUUUACAUGGACAUUUGACUAACUUAUAGAUGAUAUAGAAAUAAAGGAUUUAGUUGAACAACAAGAUAUUGAUAAAAGAAAAAAAGAAAUAUAUAGAGUAGUUAUAAUAUUAGACUUUUGAGUCUAAUCCGACAUUUAUUGCUCUUCAAAAGGAUUUUUCAAAAUAAUACCAAAGCACAAUUAUGUUUGAGAGGCAUUUAUAAACCCUGCUGAGAAUUCAUAAUAAAAAGAAAAUCCUCUGGCUUAAAGUAUAUCUAAAAUUUUUGUAAAACAACAUUUAAGAAAUUCUUCUUUUCACUUAAUGCUCAAAUACAUUCUAAAAUUGCUAAGAUCACAAAUUAAAAGUUAUAAAGUACUACUAAUGAUUAUUGCAGUGAUGUGUGUAUAUGUUUGGUAUUAAUGCUUGGGUCUGUACAAACUGAGAGACUUCUGGGAAACAUGGGGCUAUCAGAAACCAGCGACAGAGACAACUCAUCAGGGGGGACAAUCCUGUUAUAUCUGUACAAGCUGUCUAAUCUCCGCUCCUUAUGUCCCUGUAAUCAGUUACCUAUCAUAUCAUCACACAGCAAUCAGAGCCUCAAUGGAUAAUGUGUAGUGAUUAGAACCAUUAGCGGGCCCUACCUGAUGGUGGGGGGUAAUUAUCACACCUGUUUGGAGAAGCAGGUAAACUUCAAAGUACUGCCUACCUGUCCAUCUGUAGCAAUCCACGGUGUGUUUGGACUGCAAUACUCUCCUUGUCACAGAGAGGCCUUCUGUUGGCCCUGUAUCAACACUGGCCUAUUACAGUUAUUAUCUUUUGAUGUCACUAAGAAAACACAACCUACCCACCAAAGACAAUGGAAAUAUACACCUUACCUCUUAUUUACCUGUAUCAGGUGACAAGAAGGUGUAAAUAUGCUGAGCUACACCUAAAUGUUCUUAAUGUGUGAUUCUAAACAUUUCACAUAAAAACCAAGGACUAGACACAGAAGCAUCAGUUCACAACUAUAACUCAACAGUACAACUUCAGUCUACCAUUUUUCCAUCUGGUCUAGUGUUACUCAGCGAACUAUAUUUUUUCCUCAGUGAGUUCACAACCUCCACAUGAUAUGCGUAACAUUGAUUUGGACUGUAGAGAAUUCCCUGGGAUUUUUGUGUGAUGUGACACUAUUGCUUUAGAUACUCUGCCUCCUCUUGGUACAUACCCAGUUAAACUGUAGCUUUGAUGAUGUUUUCCUCUCUCAUGGACGGAAUGGACAACCACUGCCCCCUCAGACAGGGCUUCACCAUGUUCUCAUCUCCUCCUCCUCCUACAGUUACCGGCACCGUCCUAAAGCCUGGCCCCACUACACAGAGACCAGGUAACCUGGAGAUCUUCUCACCCCCAGCCAUCAUCCCCGCCUUGUCACCAUUUACCUCACCGGUUCUACCUGUCCCUCUGUCACCAUUCAUCCUCUCCUCUCCGAUAAUGGCACCCAGCACAGCAACAACUCACCAGGACGCCUACCUCAAACGACUGCAGAGAAACCCCAUGUUCAAAGACCUUCAGAAUCUGCUAGCUCAGGAGUGCUUACACAUGCAGGUACCAACAAACCUGAUCGAUUCCAGCCUUAAUAACUCGGCGAUCAAAUCAGAGCCGUGCCAGUUGUUUCCAAGACACAUGAAACUUCAGGAGAAAUUCCUGGCUCUGAGAGCCGUUGAGUCGUUACGGUCUGACGGACUGAAUCUGGAGUCGACGUACAGUGGGGAGGUGGGACAGAUCGAGGUCUCACGGUACCAGGCCCUGUGUGCAGCAGGAAUCUCCAACCAGCACCGCAGAGUGGUGAACCAUCAUCAUGAUCAGCGGCGUCUGAAUCUCAUCAACCAAUACGAGGCAAUGUUACAGCAAGUCCUAAACACCAAAGAACUGGAAAAGAACACAGAACCUGUAUCCAGCCCUGUGGAGAAUAAGCCACUCCUUACAUCUGACAGAGGAGUGAUAAAAAUGGCCUUCCCUCACAAGUCUACCGUUCAAGUAGCCAGACAAUUGGCCUUUUCCUCCAACAGUGAUCUGUGUGCCAAACGCCCAAACUCACCAGAUUCCGUCUGUGAAGUGGCAAGCUCACCGGAGUGUUUAGAAGUGGACUUCAGCCAAGAGAAUCUUUCAGAGGAGGAGACAGAUUCAAGCAUGUGCAGGACCCAGACUGUGCUAGGGGACUCUGGGAUCUGUGAAGAUGAUGCUAGCUCUUACAAUUCAGAUGGUGGCGAGUCAAACUCAGAAACUACAAGCUGCCAUCAAAACGUGACUCCCUGUGUAAAAAAUCUGCCUGUGUCAACAUCAAACUCUGUUCUACAACCAUUUGACACAAACAGACAUACAGAAUUACUUAACAGGGGCAAUGUGUUCAAAAGAAAUACAGACUUUGAAAGUGAUGGAUACAAGAGAGAGACAGUAAAGAGUGAUAUCAGAGACAAUUCCAUUUCUGCUGAUAGACCAUCCAACAAAAGGAAAAGGGACCUUGAACUCAGUGAUGAAAACUACCCCACAAAACAAAAGGUCACAUCCACAAAUCGAGGGAAGAAGAUAACAGCCGAGUCAACCUUCAUUUUGUCUAAAUGGUACAAUGAGCACAUUCGUUAUCCAUAUCCCUCGGAUCUGGAGGUAGAACAGCUCGCCGAACAAACAGAACUCUCCCACCAGCAAAUCAAGAAGUGGAUGGCCAACAAACGAGUCCGAAACUACAACACCCUCUCCAUCACAGGCAAUCAACAUCCAAUCAAAUUCAAGUUCAAAGGUCAACGAUAUGCAGAAAAUGGACAAGAUGCUAAAUCAUCAAACUACAAGCAGCUCCAUCCUGUGGCCAGGAGGAUCCUGGGAGAGUGGUACGAUGUUCACAUGGACAAUCCCUAUCCAUCCGACGAAGAGAAGAGCCAAUUAGCCGAAAGAGCAGGUAUUACAGAGCAGCAAGUGAAGUCGUGGUUCGCCAACAAGAGAAGCCGGGCAAACAACACAAAGAAACAGGUGCCCAACUACUUCAUCAAGAAAUUCCCCGAGUACACACGCCACGUCCAAAUGGUGAGCCUGACUCGCGAGCUUGCUCGGAAAUCACGGAAAACUGACAGUAUAGACUCAAUAAUACAGUGUGCCUACAGAAACUGAGUAAAGUACAGCAUGGACUCGAUGUUCCAGUCUGUCUGCAGAACCUAUGUGAAAUAAAACUGUUUGGUGUCAUAUUACCCUACAAGAAUGGCUCAAAUGAUCCCAAAUAUAUGGACACUCUUUAGUGCAUUCUGUUGUUUAACUGUUUACUUGACAUAAUAGUGCCAAAUUAAGAUUCUCUUCACUGCAUGAGGUUAACAAAAGUUGUAAAUAUAUCUUAUACUAAUUCAAUAAACUGAAAACAUUAUGGAGUUAGUUGUUAUUUAAAAUCUUUAUUUUUUAAAACAAAAUUUUUAUGAUAAGGAAAUAAGAAUAAGGUUUCAUGGAGUUUUUUCUUAUUCCUAAGCUUUGUGAGACGAAUAGCAGAAGCAAACUAGAGAAGUCCAAUAUACCUUGUGUUAUUGAAAAACAUUGUCAGUACUUCUCGGUCACAAGAAGCUUUAAAAUCUAUCUGAUUACGCAGCUCAUGCACUAACAGAAAGAAAAACCCAGCUCAUAUGACUACCAUUCUCCCCUUUAAUGAUACAUAUAAUGGACAUAAAGGUAAAACAAUGUAGUUCAUGCAUUAACGUAAAGUUUUGGAAACGCUGGGUAAAAAUAAAUA
This is a messenger RNA of Magallana angulata, 5496 nucleotides long. Its product is annotated as homeobox protein 4-like. The record is from RefSeq and is a predicted model, not a curated record. Gene Ontology annotation, molecular function: DNA binding. Gene Ontology annotation, biological process: regulation of DNA-templated transcription. Bases 2979 to 4892 code for a protein of 637 amino acids. The transcript has 2 exons. NCBI's taxonomy places the organism in Eukaryota, Metazoa, Mollusca, Bivalvia, Ostreida, Ostreidae.